AUGGCACCAAGUGUUAUCAACGAUAAUGGGGUUUCACCCCAAUCCAACAUGGGCACUCAGUCGAAGCCCACCGUCUAUAUACUUGAUGCCUGGAAUGAAGAGGCCCUAGUCUACGCGAAGACUCUCUUUAACGUCAUUCAACCCGGAGACAAGGGGUUCUCUGAUUGGCGUCAAAAUGCCUCAUAUCUUCUGAUUAGAGGAUCAUACCUCACCGCAGAUGAUGUGGCGAGCUGCCCUAACUUGAUCGCCAUUGGCAAACACGGCGUCGGUAUUGACAAGAUUGAUCAAGACGCUUGUUUUAAGCGUGGAAUCAAAAUUUGCAACACACCCGGCGCGAAUGCACGCGAUGUUGCCGAGCUCGUUUUGGCUCUGGCCAUGACAGUCGCUCGAGACAUCCGAUGUAUCACCACCCGUCAAAUGACCAAACCAGUUCCAAAGGAGACUUGCAAUGGCUUGACUCUUCACAAGAAAACUCUCGGUAUCAUCGGCAUGGGCAACAUUGGUCGCACUGUGGCUGAGAUCUUUCGUGGAGCUUUUGAUGCCGAAGUCAUCGCCUACGACGUCUUCAUGCCCGAAAAUGCAUGGCCCUCUAUCCAGCACACGAGAGUCCAUGAUAUUCAAGAUGUCAUCAAAAGAGCCGACGUCCUCUCCCUUCAUAUUCCUUUAACGAGUGAAACCCGCGACCUGAUUGGAUACAAGGAGAUUCUUUCAAUGAAGCCGAAUUCGAUCUUAAUCAAUGCCGCCCGGGGUGGCAUCGUCAACGAAGCUGACCUUACCAAGGCCCUUGCCGAUGGCCAUCUAUGGGGGGCGGGACUGGACUGUCAUGAGCAGGAGCCACCAAGUGUGGAGAAGUAUGGACAGCUGUGGGAGAAUUUGAAUGUUGUGAGUACGCCUCAUAUUGGAGCCGCAACAAGGCGAGCGCAAACUGCAAGUGCCUUGGCCGCGGUUGAGAAUCUGCAUCAAUAUAUCAUGACCACUCGCAGAUGA
Molecule: messenger RNA, 987 nt
Organism: Penicillium verhagenii
Lineage: Eukaryota; Fungi; Ascomycota; Eurotiomycetes; Eurotiales; Aspergillaceae
Exons: 1
Coding region: 1-987 (328 amino acids)
Cellular component (GO): cytosol
Molecular function (GO): NAD binding; glyoxylate reductase (NADPH) activity; hydroxypyruvate reductase [NAD(P)H] activity
Source: RefSeq, a predicted model, not a curated record